This is a messenger RNA of Phodopus roborovskii (desert hamster), 1648 nucleotides long. RefSeq names its product nocturnin (gene Noct). Gene Ontology annotation, molecular function: poly(A)-specific ribonuclease activity. The coding region runs from base 245 to 1540 and encodes 431 amino acids. NCBI's taxonomy places the organism in Eukaryota, Metazoa, Chordata, Mammalia, Rodentia, Cricetidae. The record is from RefSeq and is a predicted model, not a curated record. Gene Ontology annotation, biological process: circadian rhythm. The transcript is spliced from 3 exons.
GACCUCCCUGCGACCGCCGCGUAGUAGCGCCCGCUCCGCCGCCGCUCGCCGGUUGCCCCGCGGCUCUCCGCCCGCGCGCCUCAGUGAGCCGCCGCCGCCGCAGCGUCCGCCUCCCUCACGGCUCUGCUCCCCGGGCCCUCACCGAGGGACGAGGAGGAAGGGGCGCCGCAGCGCUCCGGUCCCGCGCCCACCCCCGCUCCGCUCGGCCAGGCUCGUCAGCGCGGCAGAGGCGGCGGCGCCCGGCAUGUAUCAGAGCCCGCGGCGGCUCUGCUCGGCCCUGCUGCUCAGGGACGCCCCCGGCCUGCGCCGCUCGCUCGCGCCCAGCCCGCGUCGACCGCGUCGCCCGCUCGCCCCGCCGGUGCUCAGACCCCGGCCCGCGUCCCCGCGACUGCAGGCGGCGGCCUCGGGCGCCGGGAGGUCGCGGCCCGGAACAGUGAGUUCCAUGGGAAACGGCACGAGUAGGCUCUACAGUGCUCUCACCAAGACACUCAACAGCAGUGCAGCUGCUCAGCACCCGGAGUAUUUGGUGUCAGCUGACCCAGAACAUCUGGAACCCAUUGAUCCUAAGGAACUUCUCGAGGAAUGCAGAGCUGUUCUGCACACUCGUCCACCUCGAUACCAGAGGGAUUUUGUGGCCCUAAGGAGAGAUUGCCCCAGUAGCCACCCUUCCAUUAGAGUCAUGCAGUGGAACAUCCUUGCCCAAGCUCUUGGAGAAGGCAAAGAUAAUUUUGUACAGUGUCCUGUUGAAGCACUCAAGUGGGAAGAAAGGAAAUGCCUUAUUCUGGAGGAAAUCUUGGCUUACCAACCCGAUAUAUUGUGCCUCCAAGAAGUGGACCAUUAUUUUGACACCUUCCAUCCACUCCUCAGUAGACUGGGCUACCAAGGCACAUUUUUUCCCAAGCCCUGGUCCCCAUGUCUCGAUGUUGAACAUAACAAUGGACCAGAUGGCUGUGCUUUAUUUUUUCUUCAAAACCGUUUCAAGCUCAUCAGCAGCACCAAUAUUAGGCUGACAGCCAUGACCCUAAAAACCAAUCAGGUUGCCAUCGCACAGACCCUGGAGUGCAAGGAAUCAGGCCGACAAUUCUGUGUUGCUGUCACCCACUUAAAAGCACGCACUGGCUGGGAGAGGUUUCGAUCAGCUCAGGGCUGCGACCUUCUCCAGAACCUCCAGGACAUCACACAAGAAGCCAAGAUUCCCCUGAUUGUCUGUGGGGACUUCAAUGCAGAGCCAACUGAAGAGGUCUACAAACACUUCGCUUCCUCCAGCCUCAAUCUCAACAGCGCCUACAAACUGCUGAGUCCUGAUGGACAGUCCGAGCCUCCAUACACGACCUGGAAGAUCCGCACCUCAGGGGAGUGUCGCCACACCCUGGACUACAUCUGGUACUCCAGACAUGCUCUGAGUGUCACAUCUGCUUUGGAUCUGCUCACUGAAGAACAGAUUGGGCCCAACCGGCUCCCGUCCUUUCAUUAUCCCUCAGACCACCUGUCACUAGUGUGUGACUUCAGCUUUAAUGAGGAGCCUAAUGAACUUUUAUAAACACUGCAUCAUAUUAAUCAUGAGCGUCUUAACCAGGGAUGUUUUGGGAAAUUGAAGUAUGAUAAGAAGUUGCCUGAAAAACAAGACACCCAGUUUCUGCCACUUCAC